AUAUCCAUCAACUUUUUUCUCCCUAAGGAGAUAAAUGUAUAUUUAUUUGAAUGUAUACACCAAAUUCCAGCUAAGAAGAAAUUCUGUUGAAAUUGACAUUGCCACCCAAAUAAUAGGCAAAAUAAUACCCACAUGAAAUUAUUAAUAAUCCCUUACAUUAUUGUAAAAGAUUGAACAAGGAAGAAAAAAGAAAAAUCAACAAAAAUAUCAGUGUCUCAAUCAGUUUUCUUUCCUGCUCUCGCUACAAAUUCCAACUCUCUCAUUCAACUUUCCAUGUCCCCUCCCUUUCUCUCAUUCAUUCUUCCAUUUAUAACUUCCAACUUAAUACAAAUUCUUUUACAUUUUGAUUCUUUUUAGAAAUAACCCACAAAUUCUUUUUUUUCUUUGCAUAGAGAAAAUGAGGGAAAUUCUUCAUAUUCAAGCAGGGCAAUGUGGUAACCAAAUUGGUGGUAAGUUCUGGGAAGUUGUUUGUGAUGAACACGGGAUCGAUGCAACCGGAAACCACGUCGGCGGCUCCGAGGUUCAGCUUGAGAGGGUUAAUGUUUAUUACAAUGAAGCCAGUGGUGGAAGGUAUGUUCCCAGAGCAGUGUUGAUGGAUCUUGAACCUGGAACAAUGGAUAGUUUGAGGACUGGUCCUUAUGGGAAGAUUUUCAAGCCUGAUAACUUUGUGUUUGGUCAAAAUGGUGCUGGAAACAAUUGGGCUAAAGGGCAUUACACUGAAGGAGCUGAAUUGAUUGACUCUGUUCUUGAUGUUGUUCGCAAAGAAGCAGAGAACUGUGACUGCUUACAAGGUAAAUUAAACUUGCAAUUUCCUUUUUAUAGUUCAUCAACUGUAUUGUUGUCGAUGAAAUAUGGAUCGUAUAAAAAAUCGUGUUAACGUGACUUUUUUUUUGUGUUGUUAUGACAGGAUUCCAAAUUUGUCAUUCACUUGGAGGAGGCACAGGAUCAGGAAUGGGAACUUUGCUGAUAUCUAAGAUCAGGGAAGAGUAUCCUGACAGAAUGAUGUUGACUUUCUCGGUGUUUCCUUCUCCUAAGGUUUCAGACACUGUUGUGGAGCCGUACAAUGCUACCCUGUCUGUUCAUCAGUUGGUUGAAAACGCUGAUGAAUGUAUGGUUCUUGACAAUGAAGCCCUCUAUGACAUCUGUUUCAGAACACUCAAGCUCACUAAUCCAAGCUUUGGGGAUUUGAAUCAUCUGAUUUCAGCAACAAUGAGUGGUGUAACAUGUUGCCUACGUUUUCCUGGACAACUAAACUCCGAUCUUCGAAAACUAGCCGUAAACUUGAUCCCAUUCCCUCGUCUACACUUUUUUAUGGUUGGUUUUGCGCCCUUAACGUCAAGAGGCUCACAGCAAUACAGAGCCCUCACAAUUCCAGAGCUGACUCAACAAAUGUGGGAUGCCAAGAACAUGAUGUGCGCGGCCGAUCCGCGCCACGGCCGAUACCUAACAGCCUCCGCAAUGUUCAGAGGCAAAAUGAGCACAAAAGAGGUGGAUGAACAAAUGAUCAACGUGCAAAACAAGAACUCGUCCUACUUUGUUGAGUGGAUUCCAAACAACGUGAAAUCGAGUGUGUGCGAUAUCCCGCCAACAGGGUUGGCAAUGUCUUCCACAUUUAUGGGGAAUUCGACAUCGAUUCAAGAGAUGUUUAGGCGUGUUUCGGAGCAAUUCACGGUGAUGUUUAGGAGGAAGGCUUUCUUGCAUUGGUAUACUGGGGAAGGAAUGGAUGAAAUGGAGUUCACUGAGGCUGAAAGUAACAUGAAUGAUUUGGUUUCUGAGUACCAGCAAUAUCAAGAUGCAGUGGCUGAUCAUGAUGAAGAAUAUGAUGAUGAACUUGAAGGUGCUGAGGAAGCCUAAUGAGAAUGUUCUUUUUGUCAAGAAUGGAUUUAAUAUUGCUUGCAUUGCUGUUGGAUAAUCGCAUUAAUUUAUGGCUUUUUUUUUUUCCUAGUGAAUGAUGAAUUCUUGCAAGGUUGUGAUUUUGGUUUGUUUUUAUACAAUACAUGGAGUGAAUGUUAAUACAGACGUUUGGACAUCAUACAUGAGUGAUUUUUGUUUUCUCUGUUGUUGCAUAAUUGAAUGAUCCGCUCACUUUUCUAAUAAUUUUUACAUGUUUUUGUGGUCAUAUUUUUAUACAAUGAUCUGCUUCCUACUUUCCAAAAAAAAUCGGUUCCAAAUCCGGAUCCCGGUGGGAAUCUAGAAUAGAGGGCUUCCUGUCUAUAUACAUACAUAUAUAUAUAUAAAUAUGCUCAGACCUUCUAUUUUGCGAAUCCUCCCUUUUUUGGUCACCCAUCAAUGGAUAUGGAUCCAGUUAGAGACUGGGGGUCGGGUCUUCUUCACGAGAUGUUGGAGAGUUGGCAAAUCAUUUACUGUCGGUUGAAGAUCUCAUGGCUUCCAGAGGGGUUUGUACUCGUGGCGAGAUGCAGCUAGCUAGGAAAGAUGAGUUUGUCCAUCCGUCCUCUAGGGUUCCGUUGCUUAUGCUUACAGAAGAGGAUAAUAAAAAAGACAUGGACGACGAAGGACGUGAAUUUUAUACCCUUUCAAAAAACAAGAUUUCCAUGAGAUUGUCACUCCCGGAGACACGAUGCAUGGAAGAAGGGUUUGGGUGGGUUUUAACCGUUUCGAGCUCAGGGGAGCUCAAUUUGUUGAAACCUCUAUAACUCGUUCCCAAAUCCAACUCCCCAGCUGCGCAACUUUCCCUGAUAACCACGACACCGAUUUUUCCGACUUGAUGUUUAUCAUAACAGUUGCUCUCGCAGCCAAUCCAUCGCGCACCUCCAGUUUUGUCCUUGUGGUAAUUCAUGAAUGGGGUCAAUUCUUGGGGUUUUGGAGGCCUGGGGAUCUCUGCGGUGGACCGAGAUUGAAUCUCGAUACUACAAUGGAAAGUUUUAUGCGGUUGAUGAUAGACAUGGUACUUUAUGGGCGUGGGAUGAAUCCUCAUCCAUACUCAAGCUUGCCUUCGCUACCGAUCCUAAAUUUUUCAGAAAUAGAGAUUCAUAUCUAGUGGAAUCAUCUGGCGGCAAGCUACUAAUUGUUAACCGGGACGGUGUUGUACGGUGUUGAGGAAGAUCAAAGUUACAGGGUUAACAAUUUUAAGGUGAUUCAAUUGGAUGUUACAAAAUGCUGAGUUGGAAGAGAUCACAUGUUUGGGAAAGGAUGUUGUUUUUGUUGGCCAUAGUUCUGCUGUCUCUUUUAUGGCUUCUGCCUUCUCGGAUGUCAUUAAGUCCAAUUGUAUCUAUUUUACCGAUGAUUGUUGGGAAGCCUACUCCUAUACUAUAGGAAGAGGUUUGGAAGAGGAGGAGGGCGGCUUG
Oldenlandia corymbosa var. corymbosa is the source of this 3305-nucleotide messenger RNA. The record is from the annotation of a GenBank genome assembly. Lineage: Eukaryota; Viridiplantae; Streptophyta; Magnoliopsida; Gentianales; Rubiaceae.